This is a messenger RNA of Equus caballus (horse), 844 nucleotides long. The record is from RefSeq and is a predicted model, not a curated record. NCBI's taxonomy places the organism in Eukaryota, Metazoa, Chordata, Mammalia, Perissodactyla, Equidae.
GCCCCCAAGUUCCGCCCGCUGCCCGGCAACCUGUCUGCUCUCGUCCCUAGCAGUUGGAGGCACUUGUGCCCUCUGUGAGCGGCUCUGCCGUCUCGCACUGCCCACCUCGACGCGAGUGUCGAGUUCGUGGAGGAGGCGCAGCUCGCGCCCGCGACUGGUCAGUCAGACAUGAAGGAAGACCCAGAGACCCUGCUGGCCCUGGAAAGAGCAAAAAUAAUUGCCCAGUAUGAUCAGUGAGAAGGAGCUGCCCCGCCUCACCACCCAGGAGGCGAAGCACAAAUGCCGAGACAUCAGGCGAGCCGACAAGUGGCUGAAGAUGCUGAGGGACUGGGGGCAGUACCAAGGCAGCAAGAAGAUGCACAAGCGGGUCUUUAAGGGGAUCCCCCCGCAGGUGCGGGGUCGAGUGUGGUCGCUGCUGUUGGACCUGGAGAAGGUGAAGGCGGAGAAUAAAGGCAAAUACGAGAGAAUGAAGGAGCAGGCCAGGCUGUUCUCAGAUGACAUCAAACAGAUUGACCUGGAUGUGAACCGAACAUUCCGGGACCAUAUCAUGUACUGGGACCGCUAUGGCAUCAAGCAGCAAGCCCUGUUCCAUGUGCUCGCAGCCUGUUCUGUUUACAACACCGAGGUGGGCUACUGCCAGGGCAUGAGCGAGGUCGUGGCCGUCCUGCUAAUGUUCCUGGGCGAGGAGGACGCCUUCUGGGCGCUGGCCCAGCUCAUGGUCAGCGAGAGGCACGCCAUGCAUGGCUUCUUCGUUCCGGGGUUCCCGAAACUGCUCAGGUUCCAGGCCCACCAUGAGCAGGUCCUCACCAAAGGGCUCCCGAAGCUAAGCAGCACUGGUGAGUAG